GAAAUGAAUCUAUGGCUAUUGUUGAAUGGGCAUUAAAUCAAUCAUUUCCUAGAAGUUUGUUAGAAGAUAAAACUUUAACUGCAAAAGAAUGUGAUACUCGUUGUGGAACUUUAAAGAAUGAAGCUCAAUAUCUCAAAUUUCUCGAUCAAUACAAUCAGACUUUGAAUGCUGGCACCAAAAAAGUUAUUGACUUUGAUGUACUUGUUCGUCAAUUAGAAGAGAAGCAACGUCGACAGGAAGAGGGAAUGAUACAAGAAACGCCUUUAACUGAAUAUAUUAAUAAACUUUCAAAUGAAAAGGGACGAAAAAAGCAACAAAAAUUGGUUGAACGAAUUGAAAAGAAGCAACUUUUAAUUGGCAGUUCAUUCUCAAAUUCACGCGAAACAACACCUGAUAUUAAUUUAAAUUCUGAUAAAAAUAUAAAAAAACAAAAAUCAGAAAAGAAAAAUUUAAAAGAAAUUAAAGGAAAAAAUGAAAUUGUUGGUGAAGUAAAGAAGAGAAGUAAAAAUAAUGAAGCAACUAUUAAUGCUGAUAUAGAAAUUGUUGGAGUUGGUAGAGGGAGUCAACAACAGUUGAGGAAAACGGGAAAGGAACGUCGCGAGUCUGGAGGGAAAAAUAAACUUGAUAAUCAAAAUAUUGAAAAGAAGGAAAAAACUAAUGAAUUGAAAACAAAAGUUGAUGAGAUGACCAAAAAAGAUGUGGAAAAGAAAAAUGUUGUCGAAAAUCAAAAUAUUAUUUCUAAAAAUUAUUCAAAACAAUUAAAAGAAGAUAAUUUGGAAACAAAACAAAAAGAGACAAAAACUGAAGAAAUUGAUGAUAAAAUAGAAAAUCAAGUUCAAAAUAAAGAGAAAGAAAAGAAACAAUUAUCUACUUCAACACGUGUUAGGGCAAAAGAUCGUCCUGAACGUGAAAUUUACCGUCCUCCUGGUGGAAAAUCUUUAUCUUCAAAAUCUUCAACAUCAAAACAAUCUACCAAUAAAACAACUGUUGCAGAUAAAUUUAAGAAACAAAAUUGAAAAGAAAAAUUUUUUGGGAUUUAAAAAAGAGGAUUGUGAAAUAAUUAAAAAAUGAAUAUACUUGAUUUGGAAAUGAGUUUUUAAAAUGGAAAAGGAGAAAAAGAAAUUGACAACAUUUUUUAAAUUUUU
Molecule: messenger RNA, 1145 nt
Organism: Meloidogyne enterolobii
Lineage: Eukaryota; Metazoa; Nematoda; Chromadorea; Rhabditida; Meloidogynidae
Source: the annotation of a GenBank genome assembly